AUGCGGGGUACCACGGCAGCUGCGGUGCCCUUGCGGCGGCUGCAAGCCUCGGCCAGCUGCGCCCGUCGUGCCAACCCGAACCAAGCCCGGCGCGCCGUCCAGACCCUCUGCGGCGGCGGGCGCUCAGCGUCGUCCUCUACGCCGCUGCCGCUGCCACUGCCGCGACGAGGCACGGCCAAGACUCACGCGAGACAUUCGGCAGCGCGCCUAGGCCGGCAGGGUGGCGCGUUUGUGCCGCUCCGGUCCCUUGCCACAGCGGCCGACGCCAAAGCCGACGAUGGCGGCGGCGGGCCGCUGGCAGAGUACGAUCGCCGCGUCGAGGCGGGUGAGCUGCGCAACGACAGUCACCAGAGAGGAAUCAUCGAAAGCUUGCAGCAUCUCUACGCCGAACUGCGCGACUACCACGCGCCGCCCGUCGUGCACCCGAGCCUCGAGUCGCUGCAGCCAAAAAGAUCGGUCCUCUCGUCCUUGUUCGGAGGCGGCUCGAAAAGGGGAGAGGCCGCCAUCGGGAAGAUCCCAGACAACCUACCCCGCGGACUGUACCUCUUUGGCGACGUUGGCAGCGGAAAGACGAUGCUGAUGAACCUCUUUCACGACACGCUACCACCCUCGGUCAAGAGCAAGACGAGAAUUCACUUCCACAACUUCAUGCAAGAUGUACAUAAGCGAUUACACAAGAUCAAGCUGGAUCACGGCACUUCUAUCGACGCGGUUCCCUUUGUGGCAGCAGAUAUUGCUGAUAAGGGAAAUGUCCUGUGUUUUGACGAGUUCCAAUGCACCGAUGUCGCAGACGCAAUGAUCCUGCGAAGACUGCUGGAGGCUUUAAUGUCACAUGGCGUCGUCAUGGUUACGACUUCAAAUAGACAACCCGAUGAGCUAUACAAAAACGGCAUCCAAAGGGAAUCAUUCAUCCCGGCCAUUAAGCUUCUCAAGACCCGACUGCACGUCAUCAAUCUAGACUCACCGACCGACUACCGCAAGAUUCCCCGGCCGGCCUCCGGAGUGUACCACACGCCGUUGGACAAGCACGCCAACUCGCACGCCGAGAAAUGGUUCCGCUUCCUCGGCGACACGGAGCACUUUGCACCGCACCCGGAGACGCAAAAGGUCUGGGGGCGCGAGAUUUACGUCCCCCGCGUCAGCGGCCGCUGCGCCUGGUUCACUUUUGACGAGCUGAUCCGGCAGCCCAAGUCGGCCGCCGACUACCUCGAGCUGGUGCGCUGCUACGACGCCUUCAUCGUGACCGACGUGCCGGGCAUGACGAUUCGCGAGCGCGACCUCGCGCGGCGCUUCAUCACCUUCAUCGACGCCGUAUACGAGGGCAACGCCAAGCUGGUGCUCACCACGGAAAAGGCCCUGGGCGAGCUCUUUGUGUCGCGUGACGAGAUUGCCGAGAACCUGCUCGCGUCCUCCGCCACGGCGGCGGCGCCCUCCUCGACGGCGGGCGGCGCCGCCAAGCCUGCCGACAACGUGGACGCCGUCAUGGAGGAGAUGAUGGCCGACGUCGACGGCAGCGUCGAGAAGCUCAAGUCGUCGAACCUCUUCUCGGGUGAGGAGGAGGCAUUUGCGUUUGCGCGCGCCCUCAGCCGGCUCAGCCACAUGGAGAGCAAGGAAUGGGUCGAGCGCGGCAUGGGCCUGGAGAGCAAAGGCGGCAAGGAGGACAAGGAUAACUGGACACGCACGCGGAGUCGGCAAAUGGAAGACUCCAUGUAA
Cordyceps militaris CM01 is the source of this 1713-nucleotide messenger RNA. Its product is annotated as ATPase, AFG1-like protein. Gene Ontology annotation, biological process: protein quality control for misfolded or incompletely synthesized proteins. NCBI's taxonomy places the organism in Eukaryota, Fungi, Ascomycota, Sordariomycetes, Hypocreales, Cordycipitaceae. Gene Ontology annotation, cellular component: mitochondrion; cytoplasm. Gene Ontology annotation, molecular function: ATP binding; ATP hydrolysis activity. The transcript has 3 exons. The coding region runs from base 1 to 1713 and encodes 570 amino acids. The record is from RefSeq and is a predicted model, not a curated record.